AUGCUGGGUCCUGCAUUACUCCAGUAUGAGCUCAUGUCCAUGAAGAUGCCCACGCGUAGCGAUACCCCAGAAGAAGGUUCAGACUCUGCCGACCAACGUAUCAAUGAACUUCCUGAGUUCUCGAAGCUAUCUCAGCGUUCCAGCGAUGCUCACGAGCAACCCGGCGCGGAAGAAACCACAGACGACAGCAAGACAACAAGCCGCGCCGUAGACCAGAACCCACAGCGCAGCGCCACCAAUGAUGAUACAAACGACGCAGAUUUACUACGAGAGAUCAAGAAGCUGCGCACAAUGCUGGAGAAGACAAAGCAUGUCGAGGACAAACUCGCUACCCUAGAGGUACGCUUGAGUGCUUCAGAGAGCAGAGAGAAGUCGAUGGGUGAUCGGCUUGAUGCCAUUACUCAGGAGCGGGACGAAAUGGAACGGCAGCAUCGGGUUCUUUGGAAUCACUGUUUCUUUUUCAAGGCAUGCCUGACAGACCUGACAGACAAGGAGACUAAAGCUCUAGAUGUUCUGUACAGGGCCCAUUCUCUACUCGAAGAACAAGUUGGGAAGCUAGCAACUGAGCAGGAAGCGUUCAAUAAAGAGAACAAAGGCUUGGGUGACAAGUUGCAGACCAUGGUCGAGUUCGCUACAAAGUCAAAGAAUGCCGCAGUUGUGGGUAGGAUCGCGAACGAGUCGGCUAUGGCUCACAUCAAGAAUCUAGAGGAGAAGGUCGAAGAACUUGAGACAGAGUCGAGAAAGCAAGAGACCUUGGCCAAGCAAGAAGCGUUCGAGAAACGGCGGAGCGCUAUGAACUAG
Molecule: messenger RNA, 801 nt
Organism: Alternaria novae-zelandiae
Lineage: Eukaryota; Fungi; Ascomycota; Dothideomycetes; Pleosporales; Pleosporaceae
Exons: 2
Coding region: 1-801 (266 amino acids)
Source: RefSeq, a predicted model, not a curated record